Messenger RNA from Sorghum bicolor (sorghum), 1775 nucleotides. Its product is annotated as multiple organellar RNA editing factor 1, mitochondrial. Lineage: Eukaryota; Viridiplantae; Streptophyta; Magnoliopsida; Poales; Poaceae. Gene Ontology annotation, cellular component: mitochondrion. The coding region runs from base 68 to 1414 and encodes 448 amino acids. Gene Ontology annotation, biological process: mitochondrial mRNA modification; cytidine to uridine editing. The transcript has 5 exons. The record is from RefSeq and is a predicted model, not a curated record.
AACAGCAACCCCUAAACCCCAGAACCUUCUGCUCCCGCGCCGCCGAAACCCUAGUCCCCCCCACGCCAUGGCCCUCGCGCUGCGCUUCCGGCGUGUCCUCGCCGCGGCCUCCACCUCGGCGCCCCUGCUCCGCCCGUCCGCCUCAGUCGCCCGUCCCUCCCCCCUCGCGGCCCCCGCCUCCUCCCCUGUCGCGCCGCUCCCGCGGGCGCCGUGGCGGCUCCUCCCCGGCGGCGCCGCCGCCGGGUUCCGGUCCACGGCGGCGGCGGCUGCGCGGGGCGGUGCCGACUACGGGGCGUCCGACAGCAAGAUCUCCCCCGACGAGAUCCUCUUCGAGGGCUGCGACUACAACCACUGGCUCAUCACCAUGGAGUUCCCGGACCCCAAGCCGUCGCGCGAGGAGAUGAUCGAGACAUUCCUCCAGACCCUCGCCAAGGUCGUCGGGAGUUAUGAGGAGGCCAAGAAGAGGAUGUAUGCUUUUAGCACGACGACUUAUGUUGGUUUUCAGGCUGUAAUGACUGAGGAAAUGUCAGAAAAAUUUAAAGGUUUACCUGGAGUAGUUUUCAUUCUGCCUGAUUCAUACCUAUACCCAGAAACAAAGGAGUACGGAGGAGACAAAUAUGAUAAUGGUGUCAUCACUCCCAGACCACCACCUAUUCAUUAUAGCAAACCAUCAAGAACUGACAGGAACCGUAACUACCGAGGAAACUAUCAGGAUGGCCCUCAACAGCAAGGAAAUUACCAGAACCGUCCUCAACAAGGUGGUUACCAGAACAACCCGCCACAGCAAGGAAACUUCCAGACAAACCGCUCACAGCAAGAUGGAAGAGGCUAUGCCCCACAGCGGAAUUAUGCACAAGGUGGGCAGGAUGGUAGAGGUUUUGGAAGGAAUGAUUACGCAGACCGUUCAGGCUACAAUGGGCCACCUGGUGGUUUUCAAGGUCAAGCUCAGUACCAAGGGCAUGUAAAUCCGGCUGGACAAGAUCAAGGUUAUAACAACCCACAAGAGCGCAGGAACUUCCCGCAAGGGCAGGGAGGAGGUUAUAGGCCUGGUGGUCCUUCAGCACCUGGGUCUUUUGGUCAACAAUCAGCACCUGGGUCUUUUGGUCAACAAUCAGCACCUGGGUCAUAUGGCCGACCAUCAGCACCUGGGUCUUAUGGCCAACCAUCAACACCUGGAUCUUAUGGCCAACCUUCGACACCUGGAUCUUAUGGUCAGUCAUCAACACCUGGUAACUAUGGGCAGGCACCUCCAUCAGCGAAUCCAGGUGGUAGAGUUCCUGGUGCGAAUCCUAGUUAUGGUGGGGAUGGCAGACAGGGGACAGGACCGGCAUAUGGUGGAGAUAACUGGCAAAGAGAUUCUGGUCAGUAUCCUAGCCCAGGUGAAGGACAAGGGAACUGGCAGGGAAGGCAGUAAGAGCUUGAGUGUUCCAUUGAAGACAAGCAUGGUACUUGAGAUGUAGAAAUCCCCACCUGUAAAAUAAACAACUCUGGUUAUUAUUCUUCUCUCUUUUUUGCUUGUAUUCGAACUCUAAACUUAUGGACACGUGUUAUUACCAGACCUGCCGAUGCAAAUUACUAUUUUAGUUUUUUUUGGCCGGAUGUUGGCAUUUUUAAAUGGCACAGAAUGUGGAACUCUCCGUUGUCUUCGUGUAUUGUUUGUAGGGAUGAUGCACUGUAAAACACGUGCCAGUUACUAUAGUAAUUCUGAGUGGAGUUGUUUGUUUUGUUCCACGGUCGGAGCGAGGCAGAUUGAAUGAGAUCCAAAAUUUUGAUCA